AUGUGCGGUUCAGGGACGUGGAACGUGCUCACGAGACGCGGGAAGAGCGCCUUUGCUCUGCGCGUCCCUCGAGUUCAGCCGCCUUUCCGUCUGUCGGUCCCAGCGCCCUGCGGACUCCGGAACAUCGAGGCGCGCGUGGUGGGAGGCCAGGACGCAGGGCGCGGCUUCUGGCCGUGGCAGGGCAGCCUUCGCUGGCAGAGAAACCACCGGUGCGGAGCCAGCCUGCUCAGCCACCGCUGGGCGCUCACAGCCGCGCACUGCUUCCAACAGUCCAGGGAUCCAUCAGACUGGAGUGUGCAGUUUGGGGAGCGAACUGCGCAGCCAUCUUUCCUGAACCUGCGGGCCUACUACAACCGUUACCGGGUGGAGAAGAUCGUGCUGAACCCCAAGUUUCAAGGGUAUUCACCCUUUGACAUCGCCCUGUUGAAGCUGUCGUCCUCCGUCACCUACAGAAAGUACAUCCAGCCCGUCUGUGUCGUGGACUCCACCGAGAGGUUCCAGAACAGGACUGACUGCUGGGUGACCGGCUGGGGGAAGAUCCAAGAGCAGGGAACAUCACUGGAGCCCCCCUACAACCUCCAGGAAACCCAGAUCUCCAUUAUCAACAACACCAUGUGUAACCACCUCUAUCGCCGGCCUGAUUUCCGCUCCUUCAUCUGGGGCGACAUGGUCUGUGCAGGCACAGAGGACGGGAGCAAAGACGCCUGCAACGGUGACUCGGGCGGCCCGCUGGUCUGCGAAGUGAGCAGCGUGUGGUACCAGGUCGGAGUCGUGAGCUGGGGCGUGGGCUGCGGCCGCCCAAACCGGCCCGGCAUCUACACCAACGUCAGUGAGCACUUCCGGUGGAUGCAGGAGCUGAUGGACCAUAGUCUGGCUAGGACGGACACCUCCUCGCCUCUGCUCCUCCUGGUUCUGCUGCGGGCGCCCCCGCUCCUGUGGCCGGCCUGA
This is a messenger RNA of Orycteropus afer afer, 948 nucleotides long. The record is from RefSeq and is a predicted model, not a curated record. Lineage: Eukaryota; Metazoa; Chordata; Mammalia; Tubulidentata; Orycteropodidae.